Epithele typhae is the source of this 594-nucleotide messenger RNA. RefSeq lists its product as uncharacterized. The transcript is spliced from 2 exons. The record is from RefSeq and is a predicted model, not a curated record. Bases 1 to 594 code for a protein of 197 amino acids. NCBI's taxonomy places the organism in Eukaryota, Fungi, Basidiomycota, Agaricomycetes, Polyporales, Epitheliaceae.
AUGAACACACAAAAUUUCGCCACCACCGUCCCUACCAUCGCUAGCUCUGCCAUCGCCGGCUCCGCCACCGUGUUCGUGUCGUCCAGUGCCACACACCACGACAUCGACAUGCGCCCAUUCAUGGUAGUGCUCAUUGCAGUCGUGGGAAUGGUGGUCGGUAUUCUUGGGCGAGUCCUUUGGACGAGCCGGCGGAACAGCAGCCAAUCCAAGCAGCCUGACAUCGAAGAGCAGCUGGUGCAAGAGGUGCAAGAGGUGCAGAAGCCGCAAAAGCCGCAGAGGGGGAGGAUUACGUUGAUAUUCGAACCCGAAUUCUCAAAAGUGGACGCCAACCAAGACUCCGAGAAGGACUCGGCCGCUCCCUGCUCUCGCCUCGCGAGCCUCGAGUCUGGCACCGCCACUGGCGCACUCGAGUUCGCGCGUCCGCAUCCCCCACCAUUGCAGGCCCCUGAACCUGCGGUGCUGCCUAUCAGUACACGUCACGAUGGGGCGACGCUGUGGCCUCAGGAGAAGCGGGAGGAAAUCUGCCUCGAGCUGGACGAGUUCGGGAAGGAGAGGACGGUCACUCGACCAGUUCCUGCGGCAUUGAUUUGGUAA